AGCGUUUCGCGGCCGUGAUCAUGCGUAUUCGAGAGCCGAAGACGACCGCUUUGAUCUUCGCCUCCGGCAAGAUGGUGGUUACUGGUGCCAAGUCGGAGGAUGACUCCAAGCUGGCUUCCAGAAAAUACGCACGUAUUAUUCAGAAGCUUGGUUUCAAUGCCAAGUUCACGGAUUUCAAGAUCCAGAACAUCGUGGGUUCUUGCGAUAUCAAGUUCCCCAUCCGCCUGGAGGGUUUGGCCAGUCGCCAUCACAACUUCAGUUCCUACGAACCUGAAUUGUUCCCCGGUCUUAUCUACCGCAUGAUGAAGCCUAAGAUCGUGCUGCUUAUCUUCGUCAGUGGAAAGAUCGUCCUCACUGGUGCUAAGGUCCGUGAGGAGAUCUACCAGGCGUUCGAACUGAUCUAUCCUGUGCUUUCGGAUUUCCGUAAAGUCUAAAAGGGCAUCGUCUUUUUUUUUU
Molecule: messenger RNA, 456 nt
Organism: Aspergillus neoniger CBS 115656
Lineage: Eukaryota; Fungi; Ascomycota; Eurotiomycetes; Eurotiales; Aspergillaceae
Product: TBP family protein
Exons: 2
Coding region: 21-434 (137 amino acids)
Biological process (GO): DNA-templated transcription initiation
Molecular function (GO): DNA binding; RNA polymerase II general transcription initiation factor activity
Source: RefSeq, a predicted model, not a curated record